Molecule: messenger RNA, 331 nt
Organism: Amphimedon queenslandica
Lineage: Eukaryota; Metazoa; Porifera; Demospongiae; Haplosclerida; Niphatidae
Product: xanthine dehydrogenase/oxidase-like
Exons: 4
Molecular function (GO): iron-sulfur cluster binding; iron ion binding; oxidoreductase activity
Source: RefSeq, a predicted model, not a curated record
AUGUGCGGUGAAGGAGGCUGCGGGUGUUGCGUAGUUUCUGCAACUAAGACGGACCUCUUGAGUAACGAACAGGUUACUCUAGCCAUCAACUCUUGCUUGUGUCCUUUGUAUUCCAUUAAUGGUUGGUCUAUUACUACGGUUGAAGGAAUUGGCAGCUCUAAGAAAGGGUUUCAUCCUGUACAGAAAAGGAUUGCAGAGUACAAUGGAACCCAGUGUGGUUACUGCACCCCUGGUAUGGUCAUGAGCAUGCACAGUUUACUUCAAAAGAUUCCUGAACCAACAAAGCAGAUUGUUGAGGACAAUUUUGAUGGUAAUAUCUGUCGUUGUACUG